GUGACCUUACAGGUCUGUGAGAAGCGCUUGCAUUUUUUGGCGCCUCUUGGUUGUAUGUUUUCCGAUGAUACCCUUCUCGUUUGCGGCUGGCUGUAGGAUUGCAUAGAUAGCAGGACAGCACAACACUUGUUAAGAGCGGCAGUCAGCAACAGUGUUCUACAAGUCUGCUCUCGUGCUGCGCGUUUCUCGUUGAUGGCGUAAUGACGUUCAAGCUCCUCCCCUGCGCAAGCGUGCCGGCUUAUCGCAGACAUGCUUUGACCAUUGAGCUUGACCUGUAUCCAAACGUUUCACGAGGUCGCGUGACACCUUGAAGAGAGUGCCACGAAGAUGGAAGGCGAUGCAGAGUCAAUCCUCAUACCCUUCGUGGGCGCUCUCCAAGCUUCCAUCGCUGUCCUACUCACCAUCCUCGCCGGCGUCCUUGCCGCACAGUUUGGGCUUCUGAGCGAGGCAUCUUCGAAAGACAUUUCGAAGCUAUGUGUCCGACUUUGUCUGCCAGCGUUGCUGAUCGUGAACGUCGGAUCCCAACUGGAGCUGGGAACGGGAACACGUUAUGUGCCAAUCAUAGUAUGGGCCAUCAUCUACAAUGUCCUCUCAAUCGGACUGGGCUUCGCGAUGACGAGGCUAUUCGGCAUGCCACAGUGGACAACGCCCGCAAUAGCGUUUAACAACACAACUAGCCUGCCGCUGCUCCUCGUGCAGUCGCUCGAUGCUACCGGCAUACUCGACUCUUUGGACUCGUCCGGCACCGCCGUAGCACGCGCAAAGUCGUAUUUCCUCGUCAAUGCAAUGAUCGGUAACAGUCUGACCUUCGCUCUGGGUCCCAAGCUUCUCAAUGGGCAGGAAGAAGACGCGCCCGACGAGCAAGAGAAGGAUGCGCAAGAUGGCGACGUCGAUGCGCAAAUCGAAGCUCAGCGCGAGGACGCGGAGGAUGCGAACGAGCAAAGUUCGCUUCUUCCGAACCAUAUGGCACGGCAUACGGUCAAGAUAAACUAUAAGGGCUACAAGUACGGACGCCGGAUCUGGGACCGUCUGCCAGGCUGGGCACGCACUGUCGUCGACGCCCUGUGGCAGUUUGUCAACCCGCCACUGAUCGGGGCCGCUAUUGGAGCGCUUCUGGGUCUGGUACCGGCAUUGCAUCGACUGUUCUUUGAAGAUCAGCAGCACGGCGGAUAUCUUAAUGCCUGGCUCACCAGCGCUCUGAAGAACGUCGGCGACCUCUUUGCGGCUCUGCAGGUCAUUGUGGUUGGAGUCAAGCUUUCGCAGGCUUUGCUGCGCAUGAAGAAAGGCGAGGCUAGCGGCAAGGUGCCCUGGCUCGCCACGACAGUCAUCCUCCUCAUUCGCCUCGUGAUAUGGCCUGCUAUCAGCAUACCAGUCAUUUAUCUUCUCGUAGUCAAGACGAAGCUCCUCAGCAAUGAUCCAAUCCUGUGGUUCGCCAUGAUGCUUAUGCCUGUUGGACCGCCUGCGCUCAAGCUUACUGCUCUAGCGGAUGUCAAUGGGUCGGAUGAUGACACGAAGAUGAGCGUUGCAAAGUUUUUGACGAUAUCGUACGCCAUCUCGCCGCUCAUAUGCUUCUCCGUCGUGGGAAGUUUAAAGGCUUCGCAGGCCGCCAUUGGCAAUUAAUUAACAUAAGAUGUCGUCAUACAUUCUCCCGUUCACAUUAGCCUCACAUGACCACCAAAAGGCCUACAGCGCCCGCGAGUCCAAGCAACGGAGCUGGAAACAGUGUAGCAGCAGCCAU
Messenger RNA from Baudoinia panamericana UAMH 10762, 1738 nucleotides. RefSeq lists its product as uncharacterized. Gene Ontology annotation, biological process: transmembrane transport. Gene Ontology annotation, cellular component: membrane; endoplasmic reticulum. The coding region runs from base 328 to 1620 and encodes 430 amino acids. The transcript is spliced from 3 exons. The record is from RefSeq and is a predicted model, not a curated record. NCBI's taxonomy places the organism in Eukaryota, Fungi, Ascomycota, Dothideomycetes, Mycosphaerellales, Teratosphaeriaceae.